GCCAUAACCAAAUAAAAGAGAGAAUAAUGGCGAAAUGUUUGAUCACUUUGUUCGUGUUACUUCUUCAUUUAGCAGCUCUAGCCAAUGCCAGUUCUAGUACUGAUUUUCGUGCAUUUUACUUCAUCCAAGAGUGGUUACCAUCAUACUGUAACCAAAAGGGAACAAGUUGUUGCUAUCCACCAACGGGAAAACCAGCCGCAAAUUUUUCGAUAUAUGGGCUUUGGCCUUACCAAAAGGAUGGUAGCUCCCUUGAAAAUUGUUCAGGUUCAACUUUUAAUGUAUCCAUGCUUAAACCUAUAGAGAGCAUUCUUCGAAAGGAGUGGCCAUCUUUUACAUGCCCACAAAUUGGAAGAAAAUUUUGGCUCCAUGAGUGGAACAAGCGUGGAACAUGCUCAAAAUCCAUCUUAGAUGAAAUGGCAUAUUUUCAUGCAGCUCUAAACGUCAAAAACAAGAUCAAUAUCCUACAAAUCUUGGCCAAAGAUAUGAUCUUACCUAAUAAUCAAUUUUACUCUCUUGAUAGCAUAACAACGACAAUCUCUCAAGCCGUUGGAUUUCGCCCUUCGAUUUUCUGUAACCAUGAUGCUCAAGGGGAUAGUCAGUUGUGGCAAGUUCUGCUGUGUGUGGAUAAAAAUGGGAUGGAACUCAUCAAUUGCUCUACCCCUCCCCAGGGACUAGGAGAUUGUGCUUCUACCAUCAAGUUUCCUUCUUACUAACUCUUCAAAGCUAGAUGUUUUUAUGUGAUUUGUCUAAUAGCACAUUUGAGGUCUCACUUGUAUAUUAUAUUCGAUAUUUUUAUGAUGGAUUUCUCAUU
Molecule: messenger RNA, 811 nt
Organism: Beta vulgaris subsp. vulgaris (sugar beet)
Lineage: Eukaryota; Viridiplantae; Streptophyta; Magnoliopsida; Caryophyllales; Amaranthaceae
Product: ribonuclease 1-like
Exons: 3
Coding region: 27-713 (228 amino acids)
Biological process (GO): RNA catabolic process
Cellular component (GO): extracellular region
Molecular function (GO): ribonuclease T2 activity; RNA binding
Source: RefSeq, a predicted model, not a curated record